Cornus florida is the source of this 911-nucleotide messenger RNA. RefSeq names its product probable WRKY transcription factor 75. Lineage: Eukaryota; Viridiplantae; Streptophyta; Magnoliopsida; Cornales; Cornaceae. The transcript is spliced from 2 exons. Gene Ontology annotation, molecular function: DNA-binding transcription factor activity; sequence-specific DNA binding. The coding region runs from base 109 to 687 and encodes 192 amino acids. The record is from RefSeq and is a predicted model, not a curated record. Gene Ontology annotation, biological process: regulation of DNA-templated transcription.
AAUCACAUCCACCCUUUAUAACCACAGAACCCCAUUUAUUCUUCUCACUUCCACAAACCUCCCUUUUAUUUCUCUCUCUACCUUUCACACAGUGACACACACACACAUAUGGAGAUCAAUUAUCCGAAACUGUUUCAAACUUCAUCUUCAGCAUCAUCAGCUUCCCACUUGUCAUUAAACCUGCCUUAUCCCCAUGAUUAUACUGAAUUUCAGGUCAACAAACCAUCAAAUAAUGGUUUCUUGGGGUUGAUGGCUAAUAUGGGAGUUCCAAGCAGUAAUUCAGAUGUCAACGAUGUCGUUUCAUCUCAGAACAAAAGCUUUGUGGGGAGUACUACUGAAAGUACUGAUGAUGCCACCAAGUAUUCAGGGAAGAAGAAGGUGGAGAAGAAGAUCAGGAAGCCUAGAUAUGCUUUUCAAACAAGGAGUCAAGUUGAUAUUCUUGACGAUGGCUACAGAUGGAGAAAAUAUGGACAAAAAGCUGUCAAGAACAAUAAAUUCCCCAGAAGCUACUACAGAUGUACACAUCAAGGGUGCAGCGUGAAGAAGCAAGUUCAACGCGUGUCUAAAGAUGAAGGAGUAGUUGUGACAACUUAUGAAGGAAUGCAUUCACAUCCGAUUGAGAAGUCUACCGAUAACUUUGAACAUAUAUUGAGCCAGAUGCAAAUUUAUGCUAAUAAUUCAUUUUAAGUUUCAAGUUGAAGAUCAAAUAUUAGACAAAGAAUAUUAGUCUGUAUAAUGUAUUUGUUUAAAUUAUAUCAUAUAUGUAAUAAAAUUGCAUCAGGGAGAGAUAUAUGUUAGGCUCACAUGUACAACUGACAAGUAAUGGUUUGUUUGUUUGUUUGUUUUUUUUUUUUUUUUGGUUAGUUUGGUUUCAUGUCAUUCUUAUAUAUUUUCAUUUCAUUUAAAGCAAA